GCAAUGCAUGUAGAUAACUUAAUUAAUGAAUAAUAAUGAACCACUCGUCCCACGGUUUUUCCGUAGAUUACAUCUUAAUAGCUCAUUAAACAUAUGUGCUGUUUGCGUUAUUUAUUUUAAGAACGUAAAGUACUUUUUACGAUUCGUCCAUGGCAUACAUCGACGAGAUAGGUCACUUCGCGGCCGAUUUUCAGUUGACUCCUCCCAGCGCUACCCCCGUUAUCCUUCCGUCUCGCGCGAAGCCCGCGAGCCGCUCGAAACUCAGGUGCGUAAAUGUGUUUUUAAUAGCUUUCCUCCUCUUGAAAUACUAUUGUUGACGUGUUUCUUUUUUUAAUAGUGGUAUCCUAGUAGACAUAAUCCGUUGAUGACUGAUAUACGACCUUUUGACGGCGAAGUAAGGGGGUUAGCGCUGGGGGGAGUCCACUGAAAAUCGGCCGAUCUAGACAUAUUGGAUGCAGCAAGCCGCAUAAGACGCAAAGUGACCUAUCUCACCGAGCUCUGGAGUAGAGCAUAGUAUUUUUCAAGAAGGCGCACAGUCGUAAGCAGUUCUACAAGAAGAUCGCGAUGGAUCAUGAAAAAGUGAAAAUAAAAAAGGUACAUUGGCCUCAAUGGAUCGCUGCUAUCGGACUCAAUCUUCUGCAGUUGCAAAUGGGACUAAUAGCGAUUUGGAGUUCACCGUACAUUGCAUAUCUGACUUCACGCGAAUCUCACAUACCCAUGACUAUGACCGAGGCUUCCUGGGUAGUCUCUCUGUUAAACCUAGGCAGAUUAAUUGGCGCUAUUUCCGGUUCUGUGGCCGUUAAUUAUCUCGGCGCUAAAACAACGGUGUUCAUGACGAGUUUACCAAUAACUCUCUGUUGGCUUUUUAUAAUUGUGGCUAAUCGAGUCGAAUGGCUGUACGCAGCCAGGUUUCUAGCUGGCAUCAGUCUGGGUAAGAUGUACAGCUGCUUCUCGCUUUACCUAGGCGAGAUCGCGGACCCCACCAUUCGCGGAGCUCUGGUCGUUUUAGCUGUAAACGGAUUAUCAAUAGGCAACCUAAUGAUGAGCAUCAUGGGCGCGUAUGUAAGGAUGGAAGUCAGUGCUGUUAUAUGCUUCGCACUUUGCUUCGUACCGAUAAUCAUCUUCAGUUGGUUACCGGAGUCACCGCAUCACUUUAUCAAAAUCAAAGAGGAGGUCAAAGCGCGGACCUCGAUACUCUGGUAUCACCGCGAUUGUGAUGUGGAAUCAGAGCUGCAAGCGCUGAAGCUCUUUCUCGAGAAGAACAAAAGCCUGCCCUUCGCGAGUGUCAUGAAGCAAUUCAGAAUUCCGUACAUUUGGAAAGCGCAAAUACUUGUGUCCAUGCUCUUCAUAUAUCUUCAGCUGUGCGGUCUGCACAACGUGCUGUUUUACAUGGAGACCAUCCUGCGAAACGCCCAAGUGACCGUGAUAGAGCCGUCGGUGAUCGUGAUCAUCGUCACCGCUACGGGAAUUGUCGGCUCCCUGCUCUCCAUGUUCCUGAUCGACAAGUUCGGCAGGCGAGUUUUAAUGAUCGUCUCCAGCCUGGCGGUCACGAUCUCGCUAAUCUGCCUGGGUACACACUAUCAGUUUCUUGACGCAGGCUACAACUUCACCAGUCUUCAGGCUCUACCGAUUUUCUCGGUAUUGCUCUUCCAGGUAUCCGUGUACAUCGGCAUCGUUUCGAUACCCAAUACGGUAUUAAGUGAGAUCUUUCCGCCACACGUUAAAUGCGCAGCUGCCUGUUUCGCCAGCAUCGUCAGUGCGAUAUCCUCUUUCAUAUCCACGUCGACGUAUCAGCCUUUAGUCGAUUUACUCACUGAAAAGUACUUGUUCUAUGUGUACGCUAUGCUACUGGUAACCGCCGUGCCGUAUACUUAUUUCUACAUGCCUGAAACUAAGGGCAAGUCGUUACAACAGAUUCAAGAAAAACUGGAUGGAGGAACUGGACGGAAGAGUUGAGUUGGCUACUUGAUAUAUUUAUGGACAACAUCAUGUAUCACCUUUUUGAUCCCAGCUUCUGAGGAUGGCCCAAAAAUUGGUCGGAACAUUUGUAUACUUCAAUAAAAGGAUUUAAAAUAUCGGAUAAUUUCGCACAGAUACUUGCGGUUGGCUCGCAUUGGCCCUUUCCUCCUCCUCACUUGUUAAUCAAUAUAUUACUUGAUUUCAUACUUUUAUCCUCAUAUGCCUGUUAACUUGUGCUUAAGACAUUUGUUAUUGUUUGACAAAAUGCAUUCCAAAUCGGAAAGAUCAUCCUCUUCCUUAUCAUAAGUUAUUUCAUUAUAACUCCCUGUUGCAUUCUCUGCACGAACCUGAAAAACACUAAUUUUUUUUCUCCUCUUUAUACUCGCGUAUAAAUAUAUUUAUAAUAUAAUUUCUUACAAAAACAAUCUUACACCACACAUCCUAGAAUUUUCCAAUCCCAGAGGAUUAUCCUCGUCACCUAGAGAAAUCGUGAAAUAGAAAAUCGUCGACCAACAAAAUAAUGAUUAUGUAAUAAUAACUUAGAAAUACUAACAAAUGUACCGUGACAAUGCGAUUAUACGAUUAAAAUAUAUAUGUACAUAAUUAAUAUUCAUAGGCCGGUAUUCAUAGUCAAUUUUUAUUUCAAAAUCAUCUUAAGUGUUGUCUUGAGAGACUAAUGUGGCUCUGUGAUUUGUUAAAAACACAUUAAGAGUAUACUUAACCCUAGAAUGCACAACGUGGGUCGUUUCAGACCCUCGGCGAACUUUGAACUACGUUUCUGAGCUAGCGAGUAGCAUUAUCGACUCAGGAUCUGGUCCAUAAUUCAUUUCAACUCUCUGAAAGUAGAGCUAUGUCGGUCGCAGCGUUAGAUGUUCGCUGGCAGUGACGCAGCAAGCGUCGCAAAGCGUGCGUAGGGUCGAUAUUGGCCCCAGUUGGCAGUUGCCGUUUGUGUUUCUUAGCGGUAAACUAAUUAUAUAUUUUUUGCUAGAAUCAAUAUAUUUCAUGUAUUAUUACGUAAUCUGAGCAUAAAUAGUCAUAAAUAUUAUUUAAGACGAAAUAUCACACAACUUAGUCGGUAAAAAUCCCGUUGCCUAUAGAAGAUUGACAUUUCGCAGAAAAUGGCUGGGCGAUAUAAUUUGAGACCCAUAUCAGCAUUUUUUCAUAUUUUUUACUAUUUUGUA
Messenger RNA from Vollenhovia emeryi, 3140 nucleotides. RefSeq names its product facilitated trehalose transporter Tret1-like. The record is from RefSeq and is a predicted model, not a curated record. NCBI's taxonomy places the organism in Eukaryota, Metazoa, Arthropoda, Insecta, Hymenoptera, Formicidae. The transcript is spliced from 3 exons. Gene Ontology annotation, molecular function: transmembrane transporter activity. Gene Ontology annotation, biological process: transmembrane transport. Gene Ontology annotation, cellular component: membrane. The coding region runs from base 565 to 1956 and encodes 463 amino acids.